UUAUGUCUUCUCCUGUCCUCUGUGAUCAUCACAAACUAAUGAAACACCUUUUUAGGUCUUAUGAAUUUAGGUCACACUGUUUUCCAAUGCUCUGGCAGCUGAAACAGGGGCCUAUGAAAAAUGGAACCAAACUCUCUGAGGACUAAAGUCCCAGCUUUCUUAUCUGAUUUGGGGAAGGCCACAUUGAGAGGAAUUAGAAAGUGUCCCCGAUGCGGCACAUACAAUGGAACUCGGGGACUGAGCUGUAAGAACAAGACAUGUGGAACCAUAUUCCGUUACGGUGCACGGAAGCAGCCUAGUGUUGAAGCUGUCAAAAUCGUAACAGGCUCUGAUCUGCAGGUCUACUCAGUGCGACAAAGAGACCGGGGCCCCGAUUACCGAUGCUUUGUGGAACUAGGUGUUUCAGAGACGACAAUCCAGACGGUAGAUGGGACAAUCAUCACUCAGCUGAGCUCUGGACGGUGUUAUGUCCCCUCCUGCCUGAAAGCUGCCACCCAGGGUGUUGUGGAAAACCAGUGCCAGCACAUCAAGCUGGCAGUGAACUGCCAGGCAGAGGCCACCCCUCUGACUCUAAAGAGCUCAGUCCUGAAUGCAAUGCAGGCCUCGUCAGAAACCAAGCAAACCAUCUGGCAGUUGGCCACAGAACCCACGGGUCCUCUCGUACAGCGAAUUACUAAAAAUAUUUUGGUGGUGAAAUGCAAGGCGAGCCAGAAGCAUAGUUUGGGGUACUUGCAUAUAUCUUUUGUGCAGAAAAUCAGUUCCAAAAGCUUGCCUGAACGUCGUUUCUUCUGUUCCUGCCAGACUCUGAAAUCACACAAGUCGAAUGCCUCCAAGGAUGAGGCAGCACAGAGAUGCAUUCAUUUCUUUGCUUGCAUCUGUGCCUUUGCCAGUGACGAGACAUUGGCUCAGGAAUUCUCAGACUUCCUAAAUUUUGAUUCCAGCGGUCUUAAAGAGAUUAUUGUGCCCCAGUUGGGUUGCCAUUCAGAAUCAACAGUAUCAGCUUGUGAGUCUACUCCAUCUAAGACAAAAAAGAGGAAAAAGGAUGAUAUAUCUGGUGCACAGACGAACAGCUCACUGUUGCCUCAAGAUGCAGUGAGCAGUAAUUUAAGGAAAAGUGGCCUGAAAAAGCCUGUGGUUGCUUCUUCAUUAAAAAGGCAGGCCUGCGGUCAGCUGUUAGAUGAAGUACAGGUGACCUUAUCCUUCCAAGACUGGCUAGCCAGUGUCACAGAACGCAUCCAUCAAACCAUGCACUAUCAGUUUGAUGGCAAACCAGAGCCACUGGUGUUCCAUAUUCCUCAGUCCUUUUUUGAUGCCCUACAGCAGAGAAUAUCUAUAGGAAGUACAAAAAAACGGCUUCCCAACUCCACCACAGCUUUUGUUCGAAAAGAUGCCUUGCCACUGGGAACGUUUUCCAAGUAUACUUGGCAUAUCACUAAUAUCCUGCAAGUUAAACAAAUCUUAGAUACUCCUGAGAUGCCCUUGGAAAUUACCCGUAGUUUUAUCCAGAACCGGGAUGGGACUUAUGAGUUAUUUAAAUGCCCUAAAGUGGAAGUAGAGAGCAUCGCAGAAACCUAUGGCCGUAUAGAAAAGCAACCAGUACUGCGACCCUUGGAACUGAAAACUUUUCUCAAAGUUGGCAACACUUCCCCAGAUCAAAAGGAGCCAACCCCUUUCAUCAUCGAAUGGAUCCCAGAUAUCCUUCCCCAAUCCAAGAUUGGUGAGCUGCGGAUCAAGUUUGAGUAUGGUCACCACCGGAAUGGGCAUGUGGCAGAAUACCAAGACCAGCGGCCCCCCCUGGACCAACCCUUGGAACUGGCCCCUCUGACCACCAUCACUUUCCCUUAAGGCAAAACAAUAGUCUUUUACUGCUAAAUUUGCACAUCCCCAACCCUUGACAACUUC
Messenger RNA from Molossus molossus (Pallas's mastiff bat), 1902 nucleotides. It is a transcript of the gene CUNH2orf42, whose product is annotated as chromosome unknown C2orf42 homolog. The coding region runs from base 121 to 1845 and encodes 574 amino acids. Lineage: Eukaryota; Metazoa; Chordata; Mammalia; Chiroptera; Molossidae. Gene Ontology annotation, cellular component: nucleus. The transcript has 9 exons. The record is from RefSeq and is a predicted model, not a curated record.